Molecule: messenger RNA, 4136 nt
Organism: Cephus cinctus (wheat stem sawfly)
Lineage: Eukaryota; Metazoa; Arthropoda; Insecta; Hymenoptera; Cephidae
Gene: tst
Product: helicase SKI2W
Exons: 11
Coding region: 135-3860 (1241 amino acids)
Biological process (GO): nuclear-transcribed mRNA catabolic process, 3'-5' exonucleolytic nonsense-mediated decay
Cellular component (GO): Ski complex
Molecular function (GO): RNA helicase activity; RNA binding; ATP binding
Source: RefSeq, a predicted model, not a curated record
AGUAAUAAAUUUUCUCAAAAAAUAUAGAUGGCGGUAGUGCAUCAAAUAAAUUUCUGUCAUUCUGAACGUCAAUCAGAACACUCCAAACUGCUGUAAACAUUAAUAAACCUCGCUCAACAUAUAUUUGUUUAAAGAUGAGCGUCUCAAAAGGCAAAUAUAACAUCGAGAUGCCGUUUGGUCCACCGCCUAUACUGAGCGACAUAAAAUCCGAAAUACGUGCGUACAUUACAUGUCCUGAACGGCUACCCAUUCACCAGAUUGAUAAUGUACAGUGUUACUGGCCAAGAGAACCUGACAUUCUUCAAUUAUUACACUCCGACUUAGCACCUGUAGGCAUGACUUUAAGAUUUGACAGAGAUCCUAUAACAGGCAGUAUAAAAGAUAUGAAGGAAGUCCCAUUACAAGGAGCAGGAGAAACUGCAAGGAACUCUAUGUCGAUGAGUAGAGCACCAGGACCACCGAAAGAAGGAGUCAGAGGUAGUGCGAGCAAUUGUAUUUUCUGGCCUGGUGGUUUCGAAGAAUUAGAACCAACAAAGAACAACAUGACUUCAGAUAUAGAUUUUGAAAAUAAUCUUAGAACCUUAGCAAAAGGCUUCAGUGCAGGCAUUGAAUUCAAGAGUGAUAACUGUACUCCAAAGGAUAAAGAAAUUGAAAAGGCAGCUUCUCCAACACUGGACUCCAAGGAAUCUGAAGUAGAAUCUGAGGAAGUGAACUUAUUGGCAAUGGUUCACGAGCAGAAGAAUUUAAUUGGACUCUGGUCGACACCUUCGGAAACGAAGAAAGAGGAAACAAUCAAAAACGACAUGGAAAUUGACUUAACAAAGCUGGACGAUGUUACGGAUGUGCAGACAAAACCCGACGUUUCUGUUUUGAAAAUAACAUCGACAGGUACCUCACUCAAAACAGAAAUGGAAUGGGCGGAAAUGCUUGAUGUUUCCAUUCCGGUUGCCAAUUUUGAAGAAAAGGUCCCAGAUCUAGCAUUCAAGUAUGAUUACGAAUUGGACACGUUUCAAAAACAGGCUGUUAUCAAACUUGAGGAGGGUUGCAAUGUCUUUGUAGCAGCACACACAUCUGCUGGGAAAACUACGGUAGCAGAAUAUGCUAUAGCUUUGAGUCAAAGGCAUAUGACAAGAACUAUUUAUACGUCACCCAUAAAAGCUCUUUCAAAUCAAAAGUAUCGCGAUUUUAAGAAUAAAUUUGACAGCGUUGGUUUAAUAACCGGCGACUUUCAAAUCAAUCAAACGGCUUCUUGUCUCAUUAUGACUACUGAAAUUCUUCAGUCAAUGCUCUAUUGUGCUUCCGAGGUUCUUAGAGAUUUGGAAUACGUAAUAUUCGACGAAGUGCACUAUAUCAAUAAUGAAGACCGUGGUCACGUUUGGGAGGAAGUGGUGAUUCUAUUACCACCUACGGUCAACAUCGUUAUGCUAUCAGCAACCGUACCGAAUCCUUUGGUAUUUGCCAAUUGGGUAGGUCAAAUAAAAAAACGAAAGAUGUACGUGAUAAGUACUUUGAAACGACCUGUACCACUGCAACACUUCCUUUACACCGGUACGAAUAAAAAGACCAAAAAUGAAAGAUUCCUGAUUCUUGACAGCAAAGGAGAUUUUUUAAUGGAUGGAUACAAUGCAGCCAAAGCUGCAAAAGAUGCUGCCGAAGAGAAAAAAGGUCCUUACGGCCCAGAUACUCGUAGAAGCACAAAGCCAAUUAUGGAUAAGAAGGACAGAAAUCCUCAGAAUAAAGAAAAAACAACAUGGCUUGCUUUUAUAGAUCAUCUUCGUAGUGAGAAUAAUUUGCCGGUAGUCGCGUUUACUUUAUCUAGGAAUCGAUGUGACAAGAAUGCAGAGGCGCUGGAGUCUAUUGAUUUGACAACGAAAAAUGAGAAGGAAUCAAUUAAUACUUUCUUCACACGGUGUAUAAAACGUUUAAAACCAUCGGACACAAUGCUGCCACAAGUUAGGAAGAUGCAGAUGUACCUUUCUAAAGGUAUCGGAGUGCAUCAUAGUGGAAUUUUGCCAAUACUCAAGGAAAUCGUAGAAAUAUUGUUUCAGACUGGAGUGGUGAAGCUCUUAUUCGCUACCGAAACCUUCGCUAUGGGCGUCAACAUGCCAGCACGUACCGUCGUCUUUGAUUCUGUAAGAAAAUACGACGGAACUGGAUUUCGUACUUUGUAUCCUGCAGAAUACAUUCAGAUGGCUGGCCGAGCUGGUCGUCGAGGUUUGGAUCCUACAGGAACCGUAAUAAUAAUGUGUAAGAGCGGCAUUCCUUCCCCACUGGAAUUGAAGAAUAUGAUGUGCGGUGAACCAAAAAAUCUAGAGUCCCAAUUUCGGGUUACGUAUUCGAUGAUAUUAAAUUUGCGAAGAAUCAGUGAAGCAGUUACUGUAGAAGGGAUGAUGAGGAGAUCCUUCAAGGAAUCGAAACUGAUAUCAAAACAACAGAAAUUUAAGAAAGACCUUAACGAGAUAGAGAAGCAAUUGGCAGAUUUGCCAGAAUUUAACGAUCUUCAGAAACAAAUUGCUGAAUUUUAUACUGUCGCAAAGGAAUAUAUUCAGGAGUUAAAGCCACUGAAACCCCGGAUGUUCACCAUGAAGAAACCCUCCAAGGCUUUAACCGUCGGCAGGAUCCUGAUUAUAUCUCAUAUGCAUCAUUAUAAUAAGCUAGCUCUUUUGUUGCGCAUUGUACCAAAGGGUGUAGAUUUACAGUACAAGGUACUGGUGCUGGACAAUUCUGAAGAGACACCCUCAAGCGAUGAUAUACAGUUAGAGACCCCAGAUUCGAAACCUGAAUCUAAUCUCAAGUCUAUUAAUUUCUAUAAGAUGAUUGCAUUAACGAAAAAGGAAUUAUUCGUUCCUGAGGGAGUCGCUUCGCAUCAAGUUCUACAGAUUCCUCCAGAUGAUAUAUUAGAAAUUACCAAUUGUACGAUGAAGGUUGAUAGUAAUUUAAUAAUUAGUGACUGGGAGAGACGUCAGAUACCAAGAUUCAAAGACACUCCACCUGGUCCUACGUGUCAAGCAGCCAUACAAGAACUGACAACGAUAUCUUUAAACGCUGUGGCGAAUCCUGAAAUCCUUUUACCUUAUACAAACAUGAGUGUGAAUGAUCAUGAACUUUUAACUAAUAUGACGUAUCUGGAGAAUUUGAAAAAAAAAUUAAGUAAUUUCAAGUACGGAGAUAUUGUCAACUUUGAGGAACAGUUCGAGCUGGUUUUCAUGCGAAAGGAACUUGAGGACCGCAGAGCAAAACUUCAAUUUGCACUCAGUGAUGAGAGUUUAACAUUUUAUCCAGAUUAUAAGAACAGAGUAGAAGUACUCAGACAUCUUCGAUACAUUGAUCAGGAUGAGAGAGUGGCACUAAAGGGUAGAGUUGCGUUAGAAAUGGGCACUCACGAGCUGCUCAUCACGGAAUUGGUCUUCAGAAACGUCCUGACAGUUUUACCACCAGCAGAGAUAGCUGCUCUACUGUCAGCGCUUGUUUAUCAGCAAAGGAGUAAUGAGCAACUUAAACUUCCUAGUCAUUUGGAUUCAUUGCAAAAGAGUUGUGAAGCUUUAACGGAGGUAUACGACGCUAUUGUGUCAGUGGAAAAGGAGUUUGGGGUAGACCCGACCGAACCUUUAAAUUUUAACUUGGUGGAGGUCGUCUACGAGUGGGCACGAGAAAAACCAUUUACAAAAAUUAUGGAACUAACAGACGUACAGGAAGGAAUUAUUGUUAGGUGUAUUCAGCAGCUAAACGAGACUCUGCGCGACGUGAAGAAUGCAGCUAUAAUUAUCGGCGACCCUGUCCUUAAAGAAAAAAUGGAGGAAGCUUCGACGGCUAUUAAGCGGGACAUUGUUUUCGCUGCUUCUUUAUAUACUCAAGAAUGAGCCACGAUUCGAUUGUACAUCGUUUCUUUAACCUUUUGCAAUCAUUUUUUCUCUCUUUCGUCUGUCUUCGGUACCCAUUCUUUUUCUAAGAGGAUAGUAGUCUUUAUGCAUUUUUGUAAAGAUAUUUUCAAUUGAAUUCGCCCUGUAUUGUCGGGUUUGCGUAAUUGUACAUUCAUUGUUUUGCAUAAUAUUAACACAUCCGGGAUUGGAAUGUAUCGUACUGUGCUAUUGCACGAAAGUACAUCACCGAAACAUAAUAUUCUACAAUUGAAUUUA